Molecule: messenger RNA, 994 nt
Organism: Brassica oleracea var. oleracea
Lineage: Eukaryota; Viridiplantae; Streptophyta; Magnoliopsida; Brassicales; Brassicaceae
Product: putative zinc finger CCCH domain-containing protein 9
Exons: 10
Coding region: 47-994 (315 amino acids)
Molecular function (GO): mRNA binding; metal ion binding
Source: RefSeq, a predicted model, not a curated record
CUAGGAUUUUGCUUUUGAAAGCGAUUCAACAUUUCUGCUAUAAGGCAUGAUGGUGGAAUCAAGUGAGUAUCCAGUUCGUCCUGGUACAAAAGAUUGUCAGUUUUAUCUAAGAACUGGUAGAUGCGGCUACGGCGAAAAUUGUUGCUACAAUCACCCAAAGGAGAUACCAACAGGGGAGAUUAAUAUGCCAAAGUGUAAGUUUUUUCUGAGAGGAAAAUGUAAGAACGGCUCACAUUGUGAUUUUGAUCACUCAAAGGAAGGGGAUGGUGCAGAACAUACGCGUCAGGGCCAGAAAAGAUACAAAACUGAGUCAACGUCAAGGUCAAGUCCAAGUCCAGAGAAGAGGAAACAUAGGCAGGAAGAUAUUGACAAGCAGAGUACAGAGGCUGAAGACAUUCUGCAGGGAGAAAAAUUGAGGGAGAUGCAAGAGAAUGAUAAUGAUCAACAGAAACUAGUGGAACAGAGAAAGAGAGAUAUUGAGAGGCAGAGGAGAGAUGCUCGUUUGAGUCUUGAGCAGAAACAUGACGAUGUUGAGAAGUUUAGAUCCAUCAUUUCACAUAUGGGACAUUACUCAGAAAUAGCAGAGAAAUCAGUGGAAAUAUUUGUCUCAGCUAUAUCAUCUUCUAGAUAUUCUGGGUCUGGCUCUCGCGCUAGUUGUCUGAGUGCACCUCUCAAAGAUAUCCAUAACACUUGUUCUCUUCCUAAACUAAACAUCAGCAAGUUUGGUUAUGCAUCAAGCAGUUUGACAAAGUCAAGGAAAUUGUCAAUUUGGGAGCUCAGAUUUAGUGGAGGUGAUUGCGGGUUUUUUCAAUGGUUCGAUGAGGGAGAAGCUUUUGGAUGGCAAAAGAAAGCUUUGAUUGAAGCUAGAAACGAAAUUUGCCAGAAGGACAAGACUAUUAUGGGAUUGAAGAAGACCAUUUCGAUGCUUCAAAGUGAAUUGGCCAAAAAUGCCAAAGUGGAAGAAGACAUCAUUAACACCUUUCUCAAGCUCUAA